UUGCAGAGGAAUCAUCCAGGAGCAGCAGCCAGAGGAGAAAUUGGCAGACAUGGACCUGAGCAGCCUGGACAUCCUUCUAAGCAGAGAUUAACAGACCUCAACUUUCUACCUUCCACAUAACGGGGUGUGAGUAAGCGUACCAAUAGAAAAGAAGUGGAGGGUCAGCGUCCACUUCCCUCAUGCGAUGGAAAGCGAGUGAGAGCGAUGAGAUAGCAAGCAUUACUGAUGCCAGAGGAAGUAUCCAGGAACCCCAGGCCGAGCAGAAACUGGCAGAAGUGGACCUGAUCAGCCUGAGCAUCCUUCUAAGCAGACAUGAACAGUCCUUUCCUUUUUGCCUCCCACUUAACUUGGUGUGGGCCCCCAGCGAGUACGAGACCAGCCCCGAGCAAGUCUUCUACUGCAUCGCCCACCUCACCCGCAGGCAGCAGGAUGUGCUGUGGGUGGUGGCUGUGACCUCGGCAGGACGCAGCAACAUCAGUGCAAAGGUCAUUGGGAAAGCCCAGACCAUCUCCUUCGGCGGCACCGUCACCAUUCCGUGGAUAAGGACGUGAGGCUGCCGUGCAGUGCAGUUGGGGAGCCGGCCCCUGUCAUGAAAUGGAC
Mauremys mutica (yellowpond turtle) is the source of this 600-nucleotide messenger RNA. Its product is annotated as Down syndrome cell adhesion molecule-like protein 1 homolog. Bases 180 to 551 code for a protein of 123 amino acids. The transcript is spliced from 5 exons. The record is from RefSeq and is a predicted model, not a curated record. NCBI's taxonomy places the organism in Eukaryota, Metazoa, Chordata, Testudines, Geoemydidae.